This is a messenger RNA of Cinara cedri, 24413 nucleotides long. The record is from the annotation of a GenBank genome assembly. Lineage: Eukaryota; Metazoa; Arthropoda; Insecta; Hemiptera; Aphididae.
CUUUUUCCGUUUAUCGCUUGUUCAUAUAAUGAGUUAAUUACAUACCUACAUAGUGUUACUACGUUCCACUGUGGGUUGUAGGGUGUAGAUUAUUGUUUUGUACAGGGGUAAAUAAAACAAUAUAUAUUUUAAGUGUUUAUUAAUUAUGCGUGUUUAAGAACUCAAGAUUAUGCUGGCGAUCAUUUGAACGCAUUGUAAGACGUACAGAAAUUCGAAGACCUAUAUAAGCAAACUAUGUUACGUCCAUUUAAACAUUAACUAAAGAAGUAUAAUGCGGUCCAUUAUUUUUAUUGGUAAGUAUCUAGUAUUUAUUAAUAAUUUAGAAUGAAUGGUAUUCUCAUUAAAAUUUUUAACUAAGUAAAAUUACAUUGUACCUAGUUUUUAGUAACAAUUUAAGAAAACAAUUGUGUUAUUAAUGACCUGUAUGCUAUAAUAAAUACAAUUUGUCCUAUAAUAUUAAAAAAUUGAGUAUCAUUUUAUUUUAUUUUUAUUUUUAUAAGAAAUGUAUAAUAAAGCACAAUAAGUAUAUACUUGUAUACAAAGUAGAAAAUAAAUGCAUUACUGGUGUAGUGUGAUUAAAUGGCCACCCAUUAGUGACACUUAACUUAGGAUUGUUUUAUAAAAGGAAUAAGUUAGUUGAUCUCAUCAUUUUCAAUUAGUAGUUAUUAAAACAUAAUUAAGAGGUUUAGUUUAUACUUGGUUUCAUUAUUAAAUGUAUUAUAUUACCAAUUAGUUAAAUAUCAACUCUUACCUUAAUUUAAAAUAGGUAGGCACAUUUAAUAACAGAUAUUAUAACAGAACAGUACCUAGGAAUUAAUAAGUUUAAUUUUUUUAAAGAUAAAUUAAAAAUUAUUAAACCAAUUUUUUAAUUCUAAAAAAAAAUCAAAAACUUUGUUUACAUCUAUGAAUUAAGUUUUUCUAAAAAUAUUCUUACUAUAAUGCAUGAGGACUAUUACUCAUAAAGUACAAUUAUUUUAUACUGAUAAAAAUGGUUUUGUACCUAUUACAUCCUUCUAAUACAGUAUUAAAUACUAUAAUAUAGUUAAUUUCAUAACAUUUUAGUAGGUUUAACUACUUAAAUAGUAAUAAAUUUAUUUUUAGAGAUAUGAUUCUUUAUUGUAGGGUAAGUCUAUUUGUUGCAGCUUACCAAAAAAAAGCCCUUAAAGAAUACCUAUUACUAUUUAAUUAUAACCAAUUAUAUUUAAUACCAUUCGGUUUAUCAUUCAGACUUAUUAAUGGCUCAGGAAACUUUGUGUCUCUGAUAUUAUGUACUCUUAUAGGUUAUGCACAAAUUGAAAUUGAAAUGGAAUUUGACAUAAUAUUAGAACAUAAGUUUUGAUGAUUGGUACUACUGUUUCUUCAGUUGGUAUAUCAAUAUUAGUUUUUCAUUUUUGUCAUUUUGCACAAAUAAAAAAGGGUUUUAAAAAAUAUAUUUAUUUAAUAUUAUGAGGUAAAUUUAAAAGUAUAAUUUAAAUGUAAAUUCUUCUCAUUAAUUUAUUAAUUAAUAAAUUAUAAAUUAAAUUUAUUAUUAAAAAGGGUGUUUUAGAUUCCGAACGUAGCGAGGGAGCUAUGGGUUUUACAAUGCUAUUUCUUUCUUUUUUUUUUUGUUCUAUUCUGUAAAACGUUUUUAAUAAACUUACUCUGAUGUAUUAGUGUACCAGCUUCUCUGAAAGCUCAAGUUGUCUAGAUUGUACUUUAGAGAGGUCAUUUUUUGAUUUUCAACAUCAUUUUUUAAAAGCACUUAAGUGGGAAAAAAAGUAAAAUUUUACAAUUUCGAUAUUUUAUAAAAACACAGACGAAAUUUUCUACCAGAAAAAAUGAUUUGAUCGAAAAAUUACAAGAUACUUUUUUUUGUUGUUGCCUUUUUUACUUACUUUCUUACGGUAUCAUCGAGAAAACUUGAGCUUUUAAGGAAUUUUAAUUUUUGAAAGUUUUUUGCUGUAAUUCUCGGUUAUAAAUACACGUAGAGACUUAAAACUUGGUAAUAAUACUUAUAUUGGACUUACCUAGACCUGAUACAAUUUUCAAAAUCAUCGGACUCCUUUUUUAAGUUUUUUACAGUGGUACUUUUUUGUUUUUAUAUUGCAGACUACUUUAAUCCUAGGAAACUUGCUCUGAUGUAUAAGCACCUUUUCUGAAAGUCAAUUUUAUCUACUUGUUAAAAACAUAGGUCAUUUUUUGAUUUUUGAAAUAAAAACGAUUUACUGGGAAAUGUUUUGGUUUUUCACAUUUGAUGAGAAAAUCGGAAAAUGACCGUAAAGUACCACCCCAAGAAAAUUUAGUUUCAGAAAAGGAUCUACAUCGUAUAAAUCGUAGUAAGCUUUUUUCGGUUAAAAAAAGGUUCACAUAAAAAAAAAAAAAAAAAAACAUCUGUAAAACCAUUACAUUCUUCUUGUUCAUUCUUCAAAAUAACACAACAAUCUACACUAUUAUAAUAUGGUAUGGUCAUAUGUAGAACUGUAGAAGUCCAUGUUGCGCUUUAUCUAACCUGGGUUCUCUGGGCGACGUGUAUUACCACGGUACUGUCUAAAAAUAAAUCAUAUAACCACUAAAACGUUUAUACCUAUAUCCUAAAAUUUUUUUGUGUUCGCUGGAUGCCCCAUCGUCAUUAUAUUGUCUCCUGAAAUCUUGAUGUAUUAAUUUGCAGCCCAAAUCAAUAUUUAUUUUUUAAAACUUGAUAUUUUUUUCUGUAACUUUACCAAGCUAAGGAUCAAAAACUUUUAAAUUUUUCAUAUAAUAUUCCGGCAAUGCCCCGCAAAUAUCUGCUGCCCGGGGUAAUUGCCUUUAUAUUGUUCUGUUUUCGUUCAUGUAAAUUUUUCAAUAUAACCGGUUAAUAUUUAUAUAAAUUACAUUUUUAAAAGAACACUAAGCCCACACUAAUUGUUUUGUUUCUAAAAUUAUACAUUAUACAAUAGAAAAAUCGAUUUUUCUAUUUCAAAUAUUGUGAGUUCUGAUGUUUCUGAUGAAAAUAUUUUUUAAAAAAAUGAUAAUAUUAUUUGUGUUUUCUUAGUAAAUAAAUAUUAUUAGAUUAAUUAUUUUGAAUUUAGAUAGGGAGAGUAGUAAUUUAUAAAUAGAUUACCUUGAAAAGGUCUAUACUUUGUUACAGUUAUUAAUUUUAGGUAUGCACAAGGGUAAUGUUUUUUUUAUGUAUAAUUCUAUGGUCGCCGGUCAGGUAAAAAAAUGUAUAUUUCUUAAUUUUAUUGUAAAUCGAAUUAAUUAUAUCCUUUGUUAUUAGUUAAAAUGGAAUUUGUAGCCAGUGGCAUUCAUUCCUUGUUGUUUUUUUAUUCAAUAAUACAAUAGAAUGAAAAGUAAUAAGACUAUCAUGACUACCUAUAUAGGUAGCUGAACUGGUUAACUAAAAAUGUAAGAAAAUCCCGAAGCGUAAAAUAUAAUACAAUAACCAUAUAGAAUAUACAGUUAGUAAUAUUCUAGUCUAAUAAUUAUUUAUAAUAUAGUAAUUAACUUAACAACUUUUUUAUGUGAAAAUUAAUUUUGACUCGACAGUGUAAAAAAAGAAUAAUAAUAAUACUUAAUAAGAUCUAUUAUAAAAUGUACCUAUCUAAAAUAAAUUAACAUAUAAACCCUAAUACUGUUGAUUUCAAAUUGAUUUUAUAGUUUUUAUAAUAUUAACUAGGGUCUAUAAAAGGACUGUUUAAAAUAAAAUAAGAUACUUUAGUAGAUAAUAAUUAUAUGAUUUCCAAAGCAUUAAUUAUGUGUAAACAUAUAUAUCACUUCAAAUUAUUUAAUUUAAACAUCACAAUUUACUGUAUUAUUUUUCAGUGUAACCUAUUAAGUAUUAUUUUUAUCUUACGUUUUAUAAGAUUGAUAUUGUUGAUUUUGAUAUGCAAGUUAGUUAUAUAGGUUACCAAGUUACCUAUAUCAGGGUUUAGUAUUCGUUGAUAAAGUCAAUUAGGCACUUUUGUAUCAUUUGCAGUCAUUUUCAGUGAUUCAUGCUAGAGUAAAAUGUAUUUUUGUUGGUCAUUGUAUUACAAAAUAACAUGUAUUUAGUAUAUGUACUAUGUAAUAAAACAAUUAAUAUAUUUUGUAUAGGUAUGUAAAAAAAAAAAAAAAUGAUUUUAACGCAGUAUAUUACCUAAUUAUAAUUUAAAUUAUAGUUGAGUACUCGAGUAGAUAAAGCUAAAAAAAAAUAUUUUUAACUGAAUUUCAACAAAACAUUUUAUAAAAAGCUUACAAAUAGCUUAAAUAUUUUGAAAAUUUUACCAUAUCUAGAAAAGGCAAAUAUAAGUUUUCUGUCCAAAUUUCAAGUCUACAAAUAUUUUAUAUGAAUUACAAGUAAUAAAAAAAUUGAAAAUAAUAAAAGCAUUAUUUUUGUAAAUUUUACAUUUUUCUUAUGUUUAUCCAGGUUUUUCCCAGAUAUUAUGAAACCCACUUAGAAAAUUAAAAAAUGACUUUCUUGUUGAAGUACCAUUUAGACAAUAUUCCUUUCUGAAAUAGUGCUAUAAGCACAUAUCGGGGGCAAUAUUUCAGGUAGAAAUUUUUGUUACAAUAUAUAUAUAUAUAUAUAUAUGUAUAAAAAUGUUAACAAAUUACUUAAAAAAUUAAUGAAUGUGGAAAUGUAAUUUUUAUCUUAUCUAGGUAUUAAAAAGUUUAAAAAUAAGAUUAUCUAUGUCUCUAUAUUUUUUAAAAAAUUGUUUGUGGACAUAACCCGUUACCAAAUGUUCAUAUUUGUAUUAAUUUAAUGGUUUUUUUUUGUAGUUUCUGCAUGAUUAUUAACUCUAACUUAUAUUAACUUAACUUAUGUUAAUAUAUUUUCAUAUAAAUUAAUUUGCUGGAAAAAAUUGUGUUGGUCUUUAACUGCAAUACCUACAAUUUUUCCAAUUUAAAAUCUUAAAAACCAAUCAUCUAACUCUAUAAGUUUAUUUGGUAAAUUUUUUGAUAGUAAAAUGUACAUAUUGAUAAUGUAGUUUUUCAUUUAAAUAUUUUUUUUUAUGCAAUAAUUUGUACUAAAAUAACCAAGAAAAUAAUUUUAAUUGUAGCAUAUGUUUUUUUUUUGGAUUUAUCACGAAUACAGCCACUACGGCAAGAUUCAUUUCUGAUAAUCUUAAAGGAUCUCUACACAAAAUUUGUUAUCUUUGUUUAUCUUGCUUGUAACAUAGCAACUUAAACAUUUUGCACCUCAAUGAUUGUGUCUCUCUGGUUAUAUAGAGUAAAAUGACCAUGCAUUAUAUAAUGUCUUAAUGAACUGUUAGUAGUUAAAAUUAAAAUAAAUUAAAACACUCAUUUUUUCAUGUUAAAAAUGAUUAGGUACAGGCAUUGUAAUAUACUCUUCUUUGUAAAAUAAUAGAUCCAUUUUCUUUACUCAAUCAGAGAGUGACAAUUAUUAACAUAUGAAAUAUAUUUUAUUAAUAUUAUUAAUGGGUUAAAAAAACAUUUACACUGGACGAACACUAAAAUUAAAAAAAUCUGUCUUAAGAUAAUGAGGACUAGUGCAGCUACUGUUGUAGGUAUUUAAUGUAUACUUGUAAGCAACGAUAAACCAUUACUAACGGGAAAAACGAUUCUAAGCAGAUUUUAGUUGAUAAUGAUGUUUUGUCAACAAUACAGUAAAAUCCACUUAACGAGGACACCAUAUCAAGGGGACAAAUUGGCAUACCUAGUUGGCACAAACUAUCAGUUAUAAGGGAAUUUUUUUCCUAUUAGCACAUAGGUAUUCCCCGAAGAUAAGAGUCCACUAGCCAAAAUUAUUCGGUUUAUCAAUUAAUUUAUAAUAAAUAUGUGUAAUAAAUCAAUUAAUUAAUACUACUACUACUGUUAAAUAAUAUUUGCAUUGUAAAUGGGAGCAAAAUUGUUGAUAGAUAAGUUGUCAACAGAAAAAAAAAAUUACCAUUGUUCAACCAUAAGCUUCUUCGCUCCAUUCAGAAUUUAAAAAACCUAAUAAUUAUGAACAGAUUAAAAAUCUAUUUAAAAAUUUAGGUUUAUUUAAUCCUGGGUACUACUGGAAGUACAAAAACUAAUUUUUACUAUCUUGUCCAUUAGGUGACAGUGGCGAUAAAUCUAUGAUGUCCUCUUAAGUUUUAAAUAUUAUAUUUUAACUAAAUAUAAAUCUAAUUUUAAGUCUAUUUUUAGUAAUAAUUAAUUUCAUUGUUUUAGUCCUUAUAAUAUGUGUGUUUUAUUUAUUUUUAUUUUUAUCUUGUUAGAACUAAUUUCUUUUCAUAAUAGGUUAGAGCUAAUAGUUACUUUAUUUUUAUUAUUAUUAAUAAAUUUCAAAUUAUAUGAUUUUUUCUUUUUCAGUAAAUUUAUUUGUGCAUUUGAUAUGUACAAAUACACAGAGAUCUGGCAGCUUUGAUAGAGAAGGAUUUUUCAAUAAUUCAUCAUGGUUGCAAUUAUAUCCUCCUAUUUCAUUGUACAAACAUGUAGGAUUCAGCUUCAGAACAUGUUCUGGAGGCAGGAUAUUUUCUCAAUAUGCUGUUGAUAUGCGUAUCUCAGUAGAUGUUCUUCAUGAUGGUUUAUCAUUUAAAACAUUUGUUCAAAACAGACAUUAUGAAUCUAAAAUCCAAGGAGAUUUUUUUGAUAAUUUGUGGCAUAAUUUUAACUUGAUUUAUAAGCUUGGCGAGUUAACAAUGUUUAUUGAUGGUUUACAACAGGUAAAUAUUAACUAUAAUAUAUUAGUUGUAAUAAAACAACUUUUAAAAUCUACAAAUAAUAAAUAUUUUAUUUCUUUAGGUUAUAGCAAAUUCUACAUUUCGUUCAGACAUUUUUAAUGUUGAUAAGUUAAAUGAUCAGUCAGUUUUAAAAGUGGGAGAUGGUUUUGAGGGUUGUUUAUUAGAAGGGCCAAAUUUUAUUUUUAAUUCAUCUUUAAAUCAAGUUCAUAAAGUUGUUUGGGGCCAUUGUCCUUUAAAUAGUCAGUCAUGUAUGUAUUGUAAAAUACAUUUUAAGUUCUAAUUUAGUGUAUUUUGUAUUUAUUUAUUUUUUACAUACUGCAGGUACAGAGAUUGAUUACUGUUCUCAUGCGCCUUGUAUGACACAUGGAGUAUGUGUUCCAAGACAAAACAAGUAUCACUGUAUUUGUCAUCCCAGAUAUUCUGGAAAUAAUUGUGAAAUUGAUAAUGGUAUGGUGAAUCAUAGAAUUUUUAAUAGUCAUACAUCAGAGUUUAUACCUAUUUUAUUACAGGGUCCUUAUGUGCUAAACAGAAUAAUCGUUGUAUCAAUGGUGAUUGUGAAGAAAUAAAAGAUGGUGAAGGUUUUAUUUGUCAUUGCAAUAAAGGAUUUACGGGUGAUCAUUUUUUAUUUUUAUUUAAAAAGUAAAAGUUAAAUGUACAAUUUACAUUGAAUUUUUUUUACAGUUAAAAUUUAAAUUAUUUAAAGAAAACUAUGAAAGUGUCUAUAAUUAAAAAAAAUGUGUUAUUUAUUUUAUUUCUUAAAUAUUAAUUGAAUUUAGUAUAUUAAGACAAUAAAAAAUGUCUGUACUAAUUUAUUUUAAUUAUUUAUAUUAAUGAUUUUAAUAAUAUUUCAAUUUAGGUAAAUUUUGUGAGAUUGAAUUAUCUGCUCGUGUUUGUGAUAAUAAUCCAUGUAGAAAUAACGGUACAUGUAAACUUUUAUCUGGGGCAAAAAGUUAUGAAUGUAGUUGUGCACCAGGUAUAUUCUAUACUAUAUUUAUUAUAACAAUAAAAUGUAUAUUUUAAUUUAAAAUUUGUGUUCAUUAUGUAUUGUAGGAUUUAAAGGAGAUGACUGUGAAAUAAAUAUCAAUGAGUGUUUGUCGAGCCCUUGUCAACAUGGUAGUACAUGUAUUGAUGGUACGAAUAAUUACAUGUGUAGUUGUGGUAAAACAGGGUAAGUUUAUGAUACAAAUUGAUUUGUACAAUUUUUAUACUUAUUUAUCUAAUUUCAGAUAUGAAGGAAUGAAUUGUGAAAUAAAUAUAAACGAAUGUGAAACAAAUCCAUGUUUUAAUCAGGGUGUAUGUUUUGAUAACUACGGGAGUUAUACUUGCCAAUGUCAACCAGGAUUUGGGGGAAUCAAUUGUGAAAUAGUAAAUUUUUUAUAUAUUUUAUAAAAUAUUGUGUAAUUUAAUUUAAUGUGUUUUUAAAGGAUUUAAAUGAAUGUAUAUCAAAUCCUUGUCAAAAUGGUGGACACUGUAGAGAUCAAGUUGGAACAUAUGAAUGUCGAUGUCCUCUAGGAUAUUUUGGUAGAAACUGUGAAAUUGAUGUUGACGAAUGUGAAUCUGCUAUUUGUCCAGCAAAUUCUAUCUGUGUUGAUGGUGUUGCAUCCUAUACUUGCCAUUGUAAAUCAGGAUAUGCUGGUAAACAAUUAUUUAUCAAUACAUAAUAUAAAACAAAUUUAUUUUAUUUAUUUACAUGAGAUAGAUACAUUUUUUUAAUCACAUUUUAGAUUCUGAGUAGAGCAAGGAAUGCAUUGGUUUUACAAUGAUGUUUAUUGUUAUUUCUUUUCUGUGUACAACUUUUCUAAAGAAAUUUUUUUCUGAUUUUCUAGUAUAUCACUUUUUCUGAAAGGAAUUCUGACUGGGGUAAUACUUUAAGGGGGUAAUUUUUUGGUUUUCCUAAAGGUUUUCAUAAUAAACAGGAAAAUAUACAAACAUUUUUUUUUUUUUUAAUUGUAAAUAUUACAGCUUUUUAAAACAUGUAUAACCGAACUUCACUCAGAAUCGUUUAUUGUUAGCAAUGAUUACUCUUUGUUUACAGAUACAUACAUACUUAUAUACAUAUAUUCAAUUUCCCCUUUACCUUCCCAAUUUCUUACCUACAACAGUAAUCCAUCCAUCGUGCGAAGUAUGUCCGUUUGUUUUCGGGACUUGCUAUAUUUGUAAUUUUUUACAUAAUGACUAAUAGAAUAGAAUAUAAUUCUGACAAUAGUAUAUAUAUGUUAAUAACUUAACCUUUGAGAUAUUACAUAUUCCUUCAUCAAUAAUGACAAUUAGUGUAAUGUCAGAUUAUGUGAUAACAAUUCUUAUGAAGUAUGAUUGGUUACAAACAAAUACAAAUUUACUCAUAAAUGUUAUGUAAAGUAAUUUUUAAAUUCUUGUAUUUUAAGAAUUUAGAUAUUUAUUUUGUUGCUUGUUUUUAAAUAUUCGUAUUUUAGUACAAUAUUAAAUAUAAUUAAACUUUGCUAUAAAAUUGUUUGAAGCCAAAUCAUUUAAUUAUAACUUAUAAUGUAAUAACAGACUGAUAAUAAGAGCAUAAUUUAAACCCUAAUCAACUAUCACAAAAUGGUUCAUUAAGUAAUUAUGGACUAUUAAGCUUAAAAAUGGAAGUGUAAUCACUUUUAUGCUUCUUUACUUUACCUUCUUUAUUCGAUGUCCAGUCUAUUGUUACAUUUCUCUCUAUAAGUCUUGUGUCUUUCCAUCUCACCUUUGUCCUUUCUAGUGUUCAUUAAUGGUUUAUUUGUUUUUUAAUACCUAAUCAUUUGUUCUCCACACAUAUUCUAAUUAUUAGAAACUUAAAUACAAAAAAAUAUAUUUUAUAUUUUGUUGUUUUUAGGUUAAAUAAAUAUUUAUUCAACAAAUUUUAACAAUUUAAUUGAUUUUUUUAUUAUACCUACACAUUUUCAUAUUUUAUUAAGUAAAUAUGUACAUUUGAAGGUGUAUAUUUUUUUUUUUUUCUAUAAAGUGUUGACCAUUAUUUUCUUGUACUGUUGUAUAGAUUUAACAAUAUUUUAUAAAAAGAAAUAUAUAAAUUUAAAAAAUUUAUAACCAUGUAAUAUAAACUAAGAUUUAUAUAUAUUUAGUAUAUUUAUAUAUACUAUAUAUAUAUAUAUAUGUGCAUGCAUAUUUUAAAUAAUCAAUGCUGAUUAGUUAUGUGAUAAAUUUAACAUGUAGGUAACUAAAAUUAAAUGUUAACAGGAACAAAUCAAAUUUUAUGCAAAGUUGCAACUGUAAUCAUACUUUUAUAUUUUUAAAUUUUUAUUUAUAAACAGUAUUAUUAAAUUGUAUGUAUGAUUAUUUAUAGGUACUCCUCCAAAUUGCACAGAAGUAACAGUUUGUAGUACUAAUCCUUGUCAAAAUGGAGGUUUAUGUCUUUUAUUGCCAAACGGUCAGUUUAAUUGUUCAUGUUCUUCAGGAUACACAGGUAUUUAUUUAUGUUAAAACUAUGUUUCUGCAGUAAAGAUAUUUCUGAAUUUGUAAUCAAUAUAAAAUUAGUUUACAUUACAUAUAAUAUAUAUAUAUAUAUAUAUUUAUUAUACUUUAACUAAGCAUUUAAAGUUUCACUGUCAUUUUUUAGUGUUGGUAGUUAGUUUGUUUGUUUUACAUUUUAGUAUAAAGUAUAAUUGCACCAAAUUGCAUGGGUAUUUGUUUUGAUAUAAUUAUUACAGGCGCUUUUUGUGAGCAUGGUAAUAUAGUGGCUCGUUCGCAUGCUGAUGAUGUUUGUGUUCUCAUGCCUUGUCUGAAUUCUGGCACUUGUAUAUCUCAAGGAUCGAAUUAUGAAUGUAAAUGCCCUGCUGGCUUUACUGGUCGAAAUUGUGAAAUGACCAUGAAAUGCAAUGCUGACCCUUGUCAGCAUGCUGUAUCUUGUCGUGAUUAUGUGAGUUAAUUUAGUUAGUUGUACAAUGUUCAGACAUUCAAAAUCUAUUCAGAUAUAUUGUUUUUCAUGCAACGGUGGCUAUCAUUUAUAAAUAUCUUUAACUUGGGAUUGUAAAUUGAUGUCUAGAAAUGAAAAUGUUUAUCAUUGCUUUUUGUAUGAAAAUAUAUAUGAUCAAAAGGACAAAGAUAUUGUAGUAAUAGUCAAAAAGUAGCAAAAAUUUGUUACAGUAUUGAACUAUAAAAUACCGAAAAUUGUGCUUUAAAAGUUAAAAAUUGUACUAAAAAAUUAACUUAUUUUUUAAAACUAGAAAAAUUUGGCCUAAUUUUCAUCAUAUUUACAAAACGAUAAAAGAAUUAGUGUUUUUAUAGUUAAAAUUAGUGUCCACACGAAAUUCACAGAUUGUCAAAUAAUCAUGCUUUAUAAAUUAUCUUUGUAUUAAAUAUAAUUUUAUCUAUAUGCAUUGUAAAUACAAGAAAUCCAAUAAUUUUAAAAAUAAUCAAACUAUCAUUUUGACUAUACCUUCAAUAAUGUUAAUAAGUCAUUUAAACAAAAUAUUAAUGUAUAAUAUAUGUAUACUUCUAAUAUUGUACAUAAAAUAACAUUGAAAAAAUAGUUAAAAUUAAUUUAUAAAUUAGUGAAAUAGACAAAAUUGCAAUUAAACUGAACAAAUUACGGAAAUCGCAAACAAUUUCACUUCAAAAUUUAAGAUUUUAAUUUGUACUUCCACCCAUUUAAAAUUUACUUAGCAAUAAAUUUGACCAGUGAAGGAAAGGUGCAAACGCAACAACAUCUGGGCCCUAACUAUCAAUAUCCUGUGAUAUACUUACUAUUUAGUGUAAAGGAACAGUUUCAUUUUUAGAUAGCCGCCACUGCUUUUAUAGACACAAAUUCUUUUAUUUAAAAAUCACUGCACAUAACAUGUUGUAUGGUAUCACCAAAACUAUUUUAUCACUUGUAGGCUGGUGGGUACCGUUGUGAUUGUGAACCCGGUUGGUCUGGGCAGCAAUGUAAUCAACGUUCUAGUGAUCCUGGUCAUGCUUGCGGUCCAAACACUUGUGCUCAUGGUGGGACUUGCACUUCAUUAACUGGACAAGCUGAUUCUUACCAUUGUGAAUGUCCCCCUGGUUUCACUGGUAAUAAUAGAACUACUGUAAAAAAAUAUUAAUUAUAAGUACCCUGGUUUUUUCAUACAUAAUUAUAUAUAUAAAAAAAUUCUAUAAUUGAAUUAUUAUUGUGAUUUAAUAAAAUUAAUAAUAUAAAAAUUAGUGUUAGUAAACUUUUUAUAAAUUUUAAUGAACCCGUUAAAUUAAAUUAUACUAUCACAUAUUCAUAACCAAAUAAUUAAACAAUAUUUGACAUUAACAACCAAUAACAUAUAUUAGUUUACCUUAUAUUGUUUUUCAAUAGUAUUGGUUUAUGUUUAUAAAAAUACAAUAUAUUUUUAUACUAUAUAAACCAUAACUAUAAUAAUAAAAUAAAAAUAUGAUGAAUUUCUAUUAUCACUUACACUUAUCUUUACUAAUUAGCAAUAAUAACUAUUAAUUUUUUGUCAUUUUAUUUAGUGUAAUAUUUUUAAGUCACUUGAACACAUUUGUCCUAUUAUUUUAAUUGAACAUUAAUGUAAUUUAAGUAAUUUAUUGAAGAAUAAUUUUUUUUAUAGAAAUUUAUAAAUAAAAUAAUAAAAGAGUAUAAAAGUUAUAAAUACCAUCAAAAAUAUAUUUUAUUAUUCUUCCUUCUUUCAAAGCAGUAGUAUAUCAUACACAUUUUAUUAUAUAUUGUAUUAUAUUCUUGUUUAAAGUACCCUAAACAUAAGCUAUUCAAUGUCAAUACAAGUUUAAAAAAUGUACAUAUUUAAUGCAUUUAUUAUUAUAAUUAUAUAAUUAUCUAAAUCUAUUAAUAGUAGAAUGUAAAAUAUUGUUAAAGGGCCACAGUGACACCCCUUUUUUGGCUCAAAAAUAUGUCCUCUAUGAAAAACUUGUUGUCAGAUUUUGAUAAUUACUUUUUUUGUUGGAAAAAAAUUUCAUAAAAGUUUCAUUGAUCUUUGUUUUUUAAUAUUUUCAUUUCAAAUUUUAUUAUGAUACGUUUAAAAAAAAAGGUUUAAUAUUUUCUGCAACAUUUUUUACAAUUAUUUGAAAUCAAAUGAAAAAUCUGAGUUCAAUGUGAUUUGUAAAAUUUUAUUGUCUAUCAGUUUAAAAAAAUGAGUUGUCCCUAUUCCCACAAACUCAUUUUUGUCCGAAAAAAUGAUUGUACCUCCCCCCACUAAAUGGGGAUUGGCAAUAAAUAAGUGGAAAGUCUUUUAGUUUAGAAUUAAAAUUUUAAUAAUCAUUUUUGAAUAAAAAUAUUCAAACCGUUACUGGACCCCUAAUAAUAAUUAUACUCAUUGAGUAUUUUUCAUUAAGGGUAAAAUUUGACUUUAUUAUCUUAUUCUUCAAUGUAUUGUAUAAAUAGUUUUUAUAUUUAUAAUUAUUUUUCAACUAAAAGUGAUUUUGUCAUCUAAUACUUAAUUGUAUCUAUUUGUUUUAAAAAUGUACCAGUUGUAUCUCUCUCUAAGAAAAACAUGUUAUAACAUGAAUUUAUUUAUGUAAUUAAAUUAUUAUAGGACCAACCUGUCAAAUAGAUAUUGAUGAAUGUAUGUCCAGACCAUGUUUGAAUGGAGGUACAUGCCAUGAUCUUAUUAAUGGUUUUCGAUGUAACUGUACUGAUAACUACAUGGGUGCUUAUUGUCAAUUACCAUUUGAUGUGUGUGCUAAAAAUCCCAACCCUUGUUUAAAUAAUGGUACUUGUCUCCAUAAGACUUCAUCUCUGAAAGAUUAUUACUGCAUGUGUUCUCAAGGUAAAAUAUUUUUUAAUUUUCUUCAAAUUGUUUAAAAUUUUACGUUAUUUAUGAUAUUAUUGAAGGUUUUGAAGGAAAAAAUUGUGAAGUUAAUGUCAAUGAAUGUCUCAUGGUCACAUGUCCAAUGGGAAAAGUAUGUAUUGAUGGUAUCAAUACUUAUGAGUGCAAGUGUCCCGAAGGAUAUACUGGGGAAAAUUGUUCAAAGUUAUUGACUGAUUGUCGAGACCGUCCCUGUAGAAAUAAUGCCACUUGUAUAGAAAAUACUGAUAGUUAUACUUGCCGUUGCACUUCUGGUUUUACAGGUACAAUUCAUACUUAUUAAAUAUGUGUUAAAAAUAAUUAUAUUUGAAAUAUGUUUAGGUAAAAAUUGCGAUCAAGAUAUAAAUGAAUGUGAAGUUAACAAAGAUGUAUGUAAUUAUGGAAUUUGUAUUAAUACUAAUGGUUUGUUAGAGUUUUGUUUGAAUAAUAUAUAUUAUAAAUACUUUUAUUAUGUUUUAUGUAAAUUAUAUUAAUUUUAAUUAUUCAUUUUAGGAAGUUAUCAAUGUUUUUGCCGUCCAGGAUUUUCUGGUGACAAUUGUGAUGUUGAUUUUGAUGAAUGUUUAUCUCAACCUUGUUAUAAUGGUGCUACAUGUGAAAAUAGAAUUAAUGGUUUUAAUUGUAUUUGUCCUCCAGGGUUUAAUGGUAUGUUUUGAUGACAUUUUAAUUUUAAAAUAUACUAUUAUUAUUUUAAUAUUAUACUAUUAAUAUUUAUUUAACUAUUUAAUUUUUAUAUUUAUAGGUAAAAUUUGUAGCAUCGAUGUCGAUGAAUGUAAUUCUAACCCAUGUAUGAAUGGUGCUACAUGUAUAGAUAAUGUUGCAUCAUUUACAUGUUCUUGUCCUAUUGGCUUAACAGGAAAGCUCUGUGAAAUAAAUAUUAACGAUUGUGAGGUCAGUAUAUUAUAUUUAAUUUUAAUUUUUUACAAUAUACUAUUAAAUUAAAUUCAAAAUAUUUCAAUUAAUACUUAUAUGAUUCAUAGUCUUCCCCGUGUCAAAAUAUGGGUGCAUGCAUUGAUGGAAUUAAUAGUUACGAAUGCAACUGUACUAAUACCGGCUUUGAAGGUAAAAAUGAUAAAUAAUUUAAUUCUUAUAGUUAGUUAAUGUUUUAUUAUUAUUUUUAAUAAUAUAUCCUUCUUUUUUUUAGGAAAUCACUGUGAAAUGAAUAUUAAUGAUUGUAUACAUAAUCCUUGUGUAAAUAAUGGUACCUGUGUAGAUGGAAUAAAAGACUAUUCUUGCAAAUGUUAUACCGGUUAUACAGGUAAUAACAAUAUUCUUAAAGGAUCAAUUUGAUUUAUUCAAUUAUUGAUUUACAAUAUUUUUACUAGGAAAAAAUUGUGAAGUUGAUAUAAAUGAAUGUGAGAGUAAUCCUUGUCAAUUCGGAGGUACAUGUCUUGAACAUUCUAAUCUAUCAUUAUACUAUCAACCAGAUAAAAAAAACUUGUCAUCAAUAUUUCAUCAAGAUUUUAAUUAUGCUACUGCUAAUGGGUAAGUAAACUAAUAUAAAUAAGGUAAUUGUAAUUGCAUCUUUUCAUCUUUUGUAACAUUUUUUAUAAAUACAUUUCUCAAAUGAUUUGAUUUUUUAAAAAAAAAUAACUAUAAUAAUAUUAUUUUAAAAGGAUAUAUCAUAAGUAUGUAAUCUAACUAAAUGUUUAAACACUCAAAUACUUGUUGCUUUUAAAAUGAUUUACAUUAUAUUAUUUUUUCAUUUUCAUUUAAAAAAUGUUUUUUAGAUUUGAAUGUCUAUGCUUACCUGGUACGACAGGUAUUAAAUGUGAGAUUGACAUUAAUGAAUGUGAUAGCAAUCCAUGUCGCUGGGGCAGCUGUGAAAAUCGAAUUGGUGGUUAUGCUUGUUUAUGCGAUGAAGGUUUUGAAGGCGUGUAUUGUGAAAUUGAAAUUGAUGAAUGCGAAAGAUUUAAGUAUGCAUAUUUCUAAAAACAUUUAACUUUUAAGUUACUUAUGAUUCAAUUUUUGUUAUGUUAAAUAAUUAUUUCUUAGGCCUUGUGAUCAUGGUACUUGUGUUGAUCGGCGUGCUGGUUACUAUUGUGAUUGUACACCAAAAUAUGGAGGUAAAAAUUGUUCUGUAGAAUUGGUUGGAUGUCAAGGUCCACAUACUUGUCUAAACAAUGGUACUUGUCGACCAUACUUGGUUGAUGAAACUGAACAUCGCUAUAAUUGUACAUGCCCUUAUGGUUUUCAUGGUGAUAUUUGUGAUAAGGUAAUUGCUAUAAAAAAAAAAAAUAAUAAUAAAAAAAAUAGAUUAACUAAUUUAUUUUAUUUUAAUAAUUGUGUUUAGACAACUACUAUGUCAUUGACUGGCGAGUCUCGUAUUGUAGUAAACACUACUAGAGAUGAAGGUUAUGACAUAUCAUUUAGAUUUAAAACUACAUUACCAAGUGGUUUAUUAGCAAUCGGUGGAGGUUCAACAUUUUAUAUACUUGAGUUGGUUAAGGGUCGUUUAAAUUUACAUUCUAGCUUGUUAAAUAAGUGGGAAGGUGUAUUUAUUGGUUCUGAGUUAAAUAAUAGCCAAUGGCAAAAGGUAAGUUAUAUUAAAAUAGUUAAUUGUAUUCAUAUUCUAAUUUACUUUGUUUAUCAUUAAGGUUUUUGUUGCUAUAAAUUCCUCACAUUUAGUACUGUCUGCUAAUGAAGAGCAAACUAUUUACCCUAUUAACUUAAACGAAGGAGCAAAUCCUACACACACUAGUUUUCCUACUACUUACGUUGGUGGAACCAUAUCAAAUUUAAGACUUUUACCUCAUGGACCUCCAUUUUUUAUUGGUUGUAUUGAAAAUCUUCUUAUAAAUGGACAAUGGGUUAGAAAUUCAAAUAAAUAUUAAAGAAAAUUACACAUUAAUUACCAUUUUAAAAUUUCAGGUUUUACCUGUUGAAAAAGUAGAAACUAUAGGGUUAACUAAUGUUGAUAUUGGUUGUCAAAGAAACGAUCAGUGCUUCCCUAACCCAUGCCACAAUAGUGGUCAUUGUACUGAUUUAUGGCAAACAUUUAGCUGUACAUGUGAAAGACCAUACCUUGGAAAUACUUGUCAAUACAGUAAGAUUUAUUUUAUUUAUUUCAGUUCUAGUUUUUUCUUUUUUUUUUUCUUAAGUAAAUUCACUCAAUAUAUUUUUAUGUAUAAUAGGUUUCCCAGCUGCAACGUUCGGUCAUGAAAAUAUCACUAAUGGUCUUGUUACUGUAACUGUAUAUCCUAUUACUAAACGAGCUGUUAGAAACAUAGUUGAUAUUUCAAUGUUUAUAAGAACACGCCAAACAAGAGGAGCUAUAUUUUAUUUAGGUUCUAUGCCUGGUAUGGUUACAUUUCCUGAAGAAACGCAUAUUGCAGCUGAACUUGAAGGCGGGGAGUUAUUAGUCCGAAUACAAUUUAAUGCAACUCCUGAAUCAUAUACUGUUGGUGGUGUUAAAUUAGAUGAUGGACAUAAUCAUUUAAUACAGGUAAAUCUAAGGAUCUAAAGUUAGCUUAUAUUAUUUAUUUUCAAUAAGAUAUAACCAUUGUUAAUUAGAUGUUUUACUAAUUUAAAAAUGUACUUAGGUUGUUCGUAACAUAACAUUAGUGCAAGUAAAAAUUAAUGGAACAGAAUAUUUUAGAAAAACUAUUAGUGCAACAGGUCAACUUGAUGUUCAAGUGUUAUACUUGGGAGGUUUUCCGUCUUCUAAACCACCAAGACGAGAUGUAUCAGAUGCUCCCCCCACAGUAAUGGACAUGAAUGUAUUACCAAGGCCUAAUACUAUUGAAAGACAUAUUCGUCAAACAACAGCUGAUAAAUUUGAAGGUAUACCUCAUUUCAAAGGAAUCAUUCAGGAUGUUCAGGUAAUUUAAUUUAAAUAUUAACAAUGCUUAUAAAUAGAAAAACUUAUUAUAUAAUAUACAAUAUAUAUAUAUAUAUAUUCAGGGCUGGCUUAAAGACAGUCAAAGAUGUGCAUUUGCACAGAGCCCCACACUUAGAGACCCUGUGUCUUGGUCACAUUAAAAUAGAUAGAUAGUAAUUUCAUAUGAUUAUUUAAGGAAAAAUAAAUUAAAAUUAUGAAUUAAGAAAAAUUAUUAAGAACGCUUGAUAUUAUAAGGUGAAAAAAUAAAAAAGUAAAAUCUUUUAUUGAGAUUUAUUAUUUAUUAUUUUUAUUGUAAAAAUGAAUAUGUAGAGUUAAGAUAUUUUCUAAUCCGUUUCCGUAUAUUAUAUUUACCAAAACAUAUAAAAUUAGUUCAAAUAUAUUUAUAGUUCUUAUGCCUGCAAAUAAUAUAAAAAAAAAAAAAAAAUAGAAUUUGAUUAUCGUUAAUACCUCAGGCGAUAUUGCAGUAGAUAUUUAUAUCUUGGAAAAUAUUAAUUUUUUUGAGAAAUGAGUUUUUUAUGAUGAUGCUACAUUACUAUUUUUAUUUCACUCUUAUUUUUAGGCGUGAAACAGGUACCUACUUUUGAUUUUUAAAUGACAAUUUUUAUUAAAAAUUCCUUAAAUAGAUGGAGUCAUGGUUAAAAUAAUUUUUGGUGUUGAUACUUUUGAUUUCCGUUAAGCCAUUAACAAGGUAUUCCACUUGCUCCACAUUAUUAUUCACUUAUUUUAAAUGAUUUGUUUUAUUUUAUUCUACUGUGUUUUACUGUAUUUUGACUUAUCAUUUACGCAAAAAAAAAAAAAAAAUACAAAAUUGCUGUUUAAAUUUACAAGCUCUGGAAAAACGACUAUUAUGAUUACAUUAAAUUCAUACCAUUAUUAUUAUUUGUUUAUGAAAAAUUGAAAAAAUAUUGUUGCUGGAUAAUAUUAUAUAAAGUUAAUUUUUAAUUGAAAUUUUAGAUAAGUAAUGGAUCCCAAAUCAUGUUUGUUGAGUUUUAUCCCUUGACUGUCCCAAAUAAAGAAUUAGCUAUACCAAAAUCAUUUGGAGUUGUUACAUUCAACCAAGAUGAAGUUCUACAAGGAAUCUUGUCUGAUGACACAUGUCGUUCAAAUCCUUGUCACAAUGAUGGAGUAUGCUCUGUAACAUGGAAUGAUUUUACAUGCAACUGUACAGUUGGUUAUAAAGGAAAACAGUGUCAAGAAAUGGAAUUUUGUCAACUUCAAGAUUGUCCUAAAGGCAGUCAAUGCCGAAAUUUAAAUCAUGGAUAUGAAUGUGUUGCCAAUGUUACGUUGGAUGGUCAAAAUACUACUGAGCCACUCUUACAAUAUAAUUUUGUUAAAGGACAACAAGCUAUUUCUUUAACUCAUAUUGAGGUAAACUAUCGAACAAAAACUGGUGGUACAAUUAUGUAUGUUUCUAACAAGAAAAAGAAUAGUGAUCCUGAGUUCGCAUUUUUCACUAUGAUUGUUAACAAAAAUCAGGUAUAAAUAUAUUAUUUACAAUAUUCUUAAUAUCAUAGUUUAAAAUAUUUAUUUGUGUUACAGUUUACUAUUGUAUGGAAAUUAGAAAAAGGAGGUUCUAUAAUCACAAGGCAUAUACAUAAUUUAGAUUCUGAUUGGACGACUGUUGUUUUUAAAUUAGCUGAUAAUAAAAUUCAAGGUGGUUUGGUUGGUGCAAUUGAUGAUCCAAAUCAGUUUAUUGUUGCUGGAAAUUUCUCAUUGUCAAAUUGGAUUGAACUGGUAUCCUUUAAUCCCAUUCUUAUAGGUAUACAUUUUUGUCCAUAUAGUUUAAAUUUUUAUAUUAAAUUGAUCAUUAACAUCAUUAUGAUUUGAUUGUCAUUUAUUUACAUCUAAAUAGUUUAAAUAUAGGAUUUAACAAGUAUUUACUAUUAUAUAUGAGGUUAUGGAUACAAACUAUUCAGAAUGAUACUUCUAUCAUUGGACACUCAUUAUUUGCAUACUGUUGACUUUUUAAAAAAUAUUUUUUUGAUAAUUUUAGAUCUACGUAUUUUUUAAACAAUAAAUUGUCAAAGUAUUUUUUUUUUUUUUAAAAAAAAGUACACUUUUUGAAAUAAUGAGUGUUCAACUAUAUGUAUUAUAUAUGUAAUUAUACUGUAUUUAAAAAAAUAUUGUUAUUACAGGAAGAGGAGAAAACUAUUAUGAUACAUCAGGAAAUAAUGUAGAACAUGCAACAUAUAUGACAGAUGCCGACUCAAAUUCAUUAGAUAUGGUUGAUUCUGAGACAGCUUUGAACUUUGAAGAUACAAUACAACAUGAUGUAGCUUCUGUUGGAGCAUUAUAUAAGGUAUUUGUGCUUAAUAUAUAUAGUAUAUUAUAUAAAAUAUAAAUAUAUAAUUUAUUAUUGUUACUGUUUAGGGUUGCCUUGGGGAAAUACGAAUUGGAGAUUUAUUGUUACCUUACUUUACUCCAUCCCAACUGAAUACCACCAAUCAAACCGAUAACUUUAUUAUGUCAUCACAUAAUUCCUUCACAGAACAUUUUGAUUUAGGUUGUGUACUUUGUUAUGAUUCCGAGUGCAAAAAUAAUGGAAGGUAUAGUUUUUUAGUUAUAAAUUGUCUUAUUUGUUGUCUGUAAUUUUUAAUUGUAUUAGGUGUAAAAAAGCUACAGAGUCUUAUGUUUGUGAAUGCCAACCUGGUUAUGAAGCUGAUGACUGUUCUACAAAUAUCAAUGAAUGUUUGUCUAAUCAGUGCAAAAAUGAAGCAGUGUGUAUUGACGGUAUUGCUAAUUAUACAUGUAAAUGUAAUCCCGGUUGGACUGGAACAUUGUAAGUUACAUUUAAAAUACUGAAUUUAAAUUAAAUAAUAUCAAUACUUUUUUUUGAUUAGUUGUGAAAUUGAUAUUAAUGAAUGUGAAUCAAGCCCAUGCCAAAAUAAUGGUAUUUGUAUUGAUAACCUUGGUGCAUUUAAAUGCAACUGUACUGACGAAUAUGAAGGAGUUACGUGUGAACGGGUAAAACUAGUAACUUGUGAAAAAAAACCAUGUAAGAAUGGCGGCAUGUGUAUUAAUACACCAGGUUAGUCUUAAUACCAAUGAGAUAAUAUAUACAAUUACUGAAGCAUAAUUCAGCUUAAUAAAUUAAUAUAAUUUUGGUAUGUUAAAGAUGCAUCUACUGGUAAUAAUUACACGUGUUCUUGUGUAAAUGGUUUUUUGGAUACUAAUUGUGAUAAAGGUUUCUGUGAUGUUAAUCAUUGUCAAAAUAAUGGUUCAUGUAACAGCACGGUAUGCCAUUAUAAUUUAUGGCUUGUAUGAGAAUAAAAAUAAUAUAACUGAAUUUAUUUAUAGAUAUCUCCAUUCUGUAACUGUCCAGUAGGCUUUAAAGGAAAUAUUUGUGAGGAAAAUAUUGAUGAUUGCUUAGAUAAUGGUUAUCAAUCAAAAUGUAAAAAUGGUGGUCAAUGUAUUGAUGGUAUAAAUGAAUACACAUGUAAUUGUACAGACACUGGUAAGAUCAUUGAAUAAACAUACUUAUUCAGUUUGUUUUAUUAAUAUUAUUUUUUUAUGUGAACCUUCCAAUUAUUUAGGCUAUACAGGUGAGGACUGUCAUAUAGACAUUGAUGAGUGUUCUGAUCUUAAUGUACAAUGUGGUCACCAAGGUGAAUGUGAAAAUACGGAAGGUUCUUUCAAAUGCUUAUGCAAAGAUGGAUUUUGUGGUCAUUAUUGUGAUCUAAUAAACCCGUGUUUUCCAGUAAAUUAUUUUCAAUUAAUUAAUUUUAAAUAAAAAAAUAACAAUUUUUAUUAUUUUUAAGAAAUCUCCGUGCUCUAAUGGUGGUACAUGCCAAGAACAUUGUACUGAUGUGAUUUACUAUGAAUGUCAAUGUGCUAAUGGUUUUGUGGGAAAAAAUUGUACCGAGGUAAUAUGAAUUAUUUAAUUAUUUUUACAUUACAAAGUAAUAUUAUUGCAUAUAAAUAACAACUAUUUUUAAAAAUUAAUCAAUUUAGUUAGUUUAUUUAUUUGUCAUUUAACUAUAGGUUUUAUUUAUUUUGAUUUAAAAUCAUAAAACAUUUAAUCUAUAAUAUAGUAUAUAUAGCACAGACCUAAGCCUAUAUUUUUUUUCUCGGCUUACUGCUUAUAAAUUAUUAAAAUUAAUUAAGUAAAAUUAAUUAAAUAAACACUUACAAAUACAAAAUCGAAAGAAUAUAAAGUGUGGAAUGCUAUUUAUAAUUUUAAAAUAAAUAUUUGCAGUUUAUAUAGCUUUGAUAGGAGAAAAUCUGGAAUAAGCUUGAUAAAUGGAGAGAAAGAAGAGGAUUAUGGAUAAGUAGAAAUAAACCAGAGUAUGAGUUUAGAGGAAAAGGGCAAUACAGUUAAUGACAAUAAACAGUUAUAGGCAAGGUUGAUAGUUUUAAGUACCUAAUGAUAUCAGUGACCAUUUAACCAACAUCGAAUUAGUGAAAUAUUUUAUUAAAAUAGACAAGAAAAAUGUUUCAAUAAAAUCAUCAUUGAUCUAAAAGUAUCAACAUUAACCUCGCACCUCCCCUGUCAAGUGCUUCACAGUUUGGAGCCUUAUAUUAUAUACUUACAUAAAUAUUAGUGAUAUUACAUAUAUUAAUACAUAUUAUUAAACUAAGAUUUACAUUUAAUUCAUUUAAUUAUUGUAAUUUACUAAUUAUUAUACAAAUUUUGUAUUAAUUAUUUUAGAUGCCUGAGACUGUUCCAGACUACGCAAAUAUAGCAUUGAUUGUUGGUCCGAUAUUUGCUAUACUGCUUAUUGGUGGUAUAGGUAGUUUGUUAGUUCUUUUAAUGAUGGCUCGUAAAAAAAGAGCUACCAGAGGUACAUACAGCCCUAGCUGUCAAGAAUAUUGUAAUCCUAGAGUUGAAUUAGACAAUGUACUGAAACCUCCACCAGAAGAACGACUUAUUUAAUUAUUGAUUUUACAACCACAUAUAAUUUUCUUUUUACUUACAUUUAACAGUUUAUUUUUAAUUCCAUAUUAAUGAUCUCCUUAUUUUUGUUUAGCGGCCAUUUUGUAUACUUUCUAUUUGAUUUUUUUCAAGUUAAAAUAUUUUCAGUAUUCAUUUUUUUAUUAUUUUGAACAAUCAUAUAAGUAUUAUUUUUGUAGUAUUAUCCACCCCAAAAUGAAUCUGUAUUUGGUUUUAUUCUUUUUUAUUUAAAAAAAACAUUUUUGUAUGCUUCAUUAUGUUAUAAUUUGAAACUUAACUUAACUGCAUAUUUUUUUUUUAUAAAAAAUACAACAAAAUCAUAAUUGUGAUUUGUUGAUAAAAUAUUUUAAAUGUUUUGACGCAAGUCAGUUUGUGGGUUUUUGAGUGAUACUUAGUUUAUGUACCUAAUUAAAGCGAGUCUAUUAUAUAUUAUUGUUACACGUGACACUUUUCAAUACAAAAAUUUUUUGUAUUAUAUUGUAAUUUUAUGUACUUUAAAAAUAAUUAAGUAUAUAUAGAAUUAAUAUUUUAUUUUUUUUAAGUCGGAACAAAAUUUUUACUUAUUAAUUUUAUGCUAUUUUUAAUUAUUAAUUACUCUUAAUUUUGAACAAUAGAAACAUAUUUCAACAAGUAUUAUUUAUAAUUUAUAGUUGAUUAAAGUAAAAUAUGCAUUCCAUAUAAUGACAACAGUAAUUUUCAAACUUCAUUUUGAGCAAUAAUAAUAACAGCCUUAGUAUUUUUAUAAAUAGUUUAUUUUUUUUUUAAUUUGCAGGUUUCUCUUAUAUUUUUUACAUAUGUAUUAUAUAAACAAUAUAAAUAUAUUAGUCCAAAAAUUAAUUUUUCAUUAUAAUUAUAUAAAUUUAUUAAAUCAUUUUUUUUUUUUAUCAUUUAAAUUUAUAUUGAAAACUGGUGUUUGUUUAUUAUAGGAAAGUAAACAAUUGCUCAUAAUCACAUAUUUCUUCUACAUUAAUUAUUUGUGCUGGCAGUAAAUAGUGUGAUAACUAUCUUACUUUUUGUGAUAUAUCAAAAAAAAAAAAAAACCCAUUCAUUGUAUUUUAAAUGUACAUUUUUUUAGGGUUUACUUAUUCCGUCCAUGGUAAAAUAUAAUGUUUUAAUACAGGGUAGUUACUUAAUAUAUUUAUUUAUUUAUGUACACUGUUCAAACAGAUUUAAUUAAUUAACAAUUUAUAUAAAUGUAUUUUGUAUAUUUUUGCUUGAUAAAAUAUAUAUUAGUUUUCCUUAUCAAAUACACUAAAUUUAUGACUUAGAACAAUUAAAUCUGUUUGAAAAUUAUGUGUUUAUUUAUAUGUAUGUAAUAAAAUUGAUUAAAUGACAGUAUGGUUAUAUUGUUUUUAGCGUAUAUAUUUGGUGUAGAGGUGUAUGUAAUAAUUUGUAAGCCAACAAUAUUGGUAAAACUACACUCGCCAAAAAUUUCGCACUCUAUGUAUAUUUUUAUAUUUGUAUUAUAAGUAAAUGAUUUUGUAUUUUAAAAAAUAUAUAUUCUGUAGAAAUAAUGAUAAAUAUUAAAUAGUCAAUAAUAGUGAUUGAUAUUGUGUAACAGUGUACUUAAUUGUUGAAAAAAAUUAAUGAAAGAGGCUCUCCAAAAUUAUGGCAUCAUGUCAAACAAGUAUUAAAGAAAGAAAAAACGAUAUUUACAGAAUUUUUGUUUUAUAUUUAAUACAUACAUUAAUAGUUAUUAAAUAUUUUGGAGUGCCUUAUAUUUUUAUAACAUUUUAUUUUGUAACAUUUUUUUUUUUAUUGUUUAACAAGACCAAAUAUAAUAAGUAUAUAAUAAUAAUAAUAAAAAAAAAAAAAGUCAUUAAUAUUCUUAAAUUCACAAUAUUAUUAGAACAUUACAUCUGAAAUCUUUUAGGAAACCAAAUUUAUUUACACCUAAAUUAAGAGCUUUGUCUAAUAAUAGUAUUUACAAAUAUUAUAAGGUACUUGAAAUUGAAAUAUCCUAAAUAAUAAUAAUUAUUGUAAUAAUGCUCUUAGAAAUAUUUUGAUAGCAUAGGUAUGGGUGCACUAAAUUGUCCCUAAUGACUUAAUUUUUUUACCAUACUAUUUUACAUUUCACACACGAAAAACGUUUCGAACGAGCACGGUGAAUCAUUCCAUUUGAGCCCUUUGCCGUCUCGGUUCCACAACUCUAAGCAAUGCUCUUCCUCUCCAUUUUCGUAUUUGAAAUUGUUCGGUUCGCCAGCGUUCCAGUUAGUGAAUCCGAUUGGUCGACCAUUAGCCAACCAAAAGAACGAGCCUUCCUCUGCCUGAUCAGUGCCGGAUGUCCAAAAGUGUUCGUGUCCCAAACCUAUAAUAAA